Thalassophryne amazonica is the source of this 5158-nucleotide messenger RNA. It is a transcript of the gene ccdc88b, whose product is annotated as coiled-coil domain containing 88B. NCBI's taxonomy places the organism in Eukaryota, Metazoa, Chordata, Actinopteri, Batrachoidiformes, Batrachoididae. The record is from RefSeq and is a predicted model, not a curated record. Gene Ontology annotation, molecular function: dynein light intermediate chain binding; microtubule binding. Gene Ontology annotation, cellular component: centrosome; cytoplasm. Gene Ontology annotation, biological process: cytoplasmic microtubule organization; cytoskeleton-dependent intracellular transport.
AGAGGAAGAGGCAGGAAGGAAAGAAAGAAAGAAAGAAGGGCCACACAAAGUGUCAAAGCGCUCGACGAGGAGGCGAGAUGGAUUCUGAUUCCUCACACGCGCAACCUUGACAAUAGUUUUAAUUAGCUGUCUUCUCUGGGGUUCCGGCGCACAACAAUGGACUCUAACGUUAUGGAGAUAAUAGAGGAAUUCAUGGAAAGUGCUUUGGUGCAAUGGGUUCAGCUGUUUGAGAGGAUGGUGGAGAUGGAGGAUGGCAUCCCUCUUUACAGCCAGUACAUGGAAGUAAACUCAAAGUCCCAGAGUCCUCGUGAGCGCUAUCUCAAGCUGACCAAUGGGAUUUUCCUCAACGAGGUCAUGAGGCUCAUAGACCCAAACCCCAAAAUGGAAAAGCUGUACGACAACGAGAGAGACGACCAUGUGCUGAAAGUCCAGAACUUCUCCAUUUUAAACAGACACCUCAGAGCGUUCUACCAGGAGGAUUUGCAGCAGUUGAUAAUGAUGUCACUUCCAAAUGUUGCGAUCCUGGGCCAGGAUCCCUUUACAGAGGCUGCUGUGGAGGAACUCAGACGGCUGCUGCUGCUGAUACUAGGAUGUGCUGUGCAGUGUGAGAAUAAGGAGGCAUUCAUUCAGCAGAUCCAGUCCCUGGAUAUUGAGACCCAGGCAGCCAUUGCCAGUUGUAUUCAGCAGGUGACUCAGGAUCCGCGGAUGGUGCUUCCUCUUCGGUGGGAGGAACUUAUGGAGGUGGAAGGUGCAGACUUACAGCUUGUAUUUAGUUCCAUGGCCAAACAGAUCCAAAGCCUGCUGGCACAGAGGGACACACAGCUGGAGAGGAUAGCAGAGCUCUGCAGGGAUCGGGAGGCCCAGGCUGACUCUGCUGUGGUGCCUCUGGGUGGUCACAGUGAAGAGCCACCCAGGAGUCUGCCACUUCAGCUGGCUGACAGCAAGGCCAAGCUUCGGCGUCUCAAACAACAACUGCAAGAUAAAGGUGAUCAGAUACUGGAUUUUAAACUGGAGAUUCAAAGCAUGGAGGAACAACUCAAGAAACUUCAGAAAGAGAACCGUUCUCUGCAGGGUGAAUGUCGGGGCAUGCGUGCCCUUAGGGAUGAGCUGGACUGCACCCGUGAGCGAGCUGCAAGGGCCGAGCAGCUUCAGACGGAACUUUCAGGGCUGCAAAUACCGAUUGCACAGCCUGGAUUUACACGCCAACAGCUCAAGGAACAGAUGCAACUGUGUGCAGCCCUGCAGGAGACCAAAGCUCUCCUGGAGGAACAGCUGAAAGAUGCACGAACACGUUGCUCCUCGCUAAGGGAGCUGGAGAGGGACAAUCUUCUGCUGCGACAACAAAUUAUAAACCUAGAGGGGGAGCGAGAUACAGAGAAGCAGCGGGUUGAUGAGCUACUGGAAAUGAACAUGAGCCUCGAGGCGGACCUGAGGUGCCGCAACAGCCACGUUCCCACGUCAGUCUCUGUGGGUCACCAUCAGUUCCUCCAGUCAGAAUUGGACUCUGAUGAAGAACUAAGUGAAUUGACUGAUCUGAAACCGUUAAGUGUGGAAGUGGGUGAGGCUUCGACGCUGAGGCUGCUAGAAGCGGAGCAGGAGAACGCAGAGCUGAGGAGACGCCUUGAAGACCUGCAGGCCCAGCAGAAGGCUGUCUCACCAGAUGUGAAGAAUGAGCUGGCGUGCCUGGAGGCGGAGCAUCAGAAUACUCUCAGGGAGUUUCAAAACUUGAAGAAAGAAAAUGCUACUUUCAAGCAAAACCUGGAACAGCUGGUAACCAAACUACAGCACAAGGAGGAGAAAAGGAAGGAGGAAGGAGGGGAGGAUCCAAACAAAGAGGAGGAGAAGGAUGAGAGAGGAGUCCAGGGUUCCGAAUGCUGCAGGGGAGAGGGGGAAGGGAGGGUAAGGAUGAUGCAGGAGAGGGAGAGAAGAACAGAAAUCGUUGGGCCACAGAGAGAAGCAGGAGUUGGUGAAGAGGUUCUUAAUCAUCAAGAGGGAGAAGCUGAAUCAUGUGAAGAGAGUCGAUUGAAAAGGAGGGGAGAGGCAGAGGGAGGCCAGAAAGACAGAGGGAAACGAGAGAAAGAAAAUGAGCUACCCAUCGGAGAAUGUGAAAGCCCAAAGUUUGUAGAUGCAAAGCAGAGAGUAGAAAACAAACUGGAAAGGACUGCUGCAGACCACGCUGUACGUUCGUGGUCUGGUCCUGAUGUAGAGCUUCUGACAGACCAGCUGCAGGAGGCGCAGGAAGAGGCUGACAGACAGGCGAAGGCGGCCCAGGAUCUGCGCUCCAAGCUGGUUGAACAGAGCAAGAAAGUCUGGGAGACUGAACAGAAAGUGGUUCUCCUGGAGGCCGAGGUGCACCGUCUGAAGAAAGCUGCAGAGAGUCUCUGCGAGGCACGACGGCAGAUAGAGGUUCUUCAGUCAGAGAGUCUGGCGUCAGAGGAGGAGCUGUGCCACCUGAGAAGCCAGGCGGAGCUCCACAGGAUGCAGACCACAGUCAUCGCCACCCUGGAGGGAGACAGGGCUGCACUGGAGAGAGACAAGGCUGCACUCCGCUGUACCGUGGACACCCUGCGCACUGCCCAGCGCAAGGGAGACCAACUAGAACUGACCAAUCAGACUCUGAAAGCAGAGCUGGAACGUCAGACGCAGAGUUUGGAAACAUCUCGCCGUCAGGAGGAGGAGCUGGAAGCAGAGCUUCGUGAAGCUGCCCUGGAGAAUGAAACGCUUGCCCGGGCACGAGACCAGGCGCUGCUGGAGGCCUCACGUUUGGAGCAGGAGAAGGAGGCGUGCCAGUCAGAGCUGGAUGGUCUGCGAAAAGAGUCAAGGCAGAGAGAGAGGGAGGUGGCGAGACUGAGGCAGCAGCUGGAGAGCACAACCCUGGCACUGGAGCACAGCAACCAGAGAGCACGAACACUGGAUGCUGAACACAAACGUGUGUGUCAGCAGCUGUCUCAGUCCAAGGAGCUCUGCACUCGAUUGCAAGACCUGGAGAAGGAACUCAGUGCUCAAUUAGUUGUCCUGGAGGAUGGUAACAAGCAGCUGCAGGAACAGUAUGCAGUUGCUCAAGCCAAGAUCAGCUCACUAUCCCAGGAUCUAUCCAGUGAGCACACACGUUCUUGGGAGCUCUCCACCAACACUGAACGUCUGAGCCAGAAGCUACAAAAAGCAGAGGCUGAACUGACGACGACAAAGGACUCCCUCAACCAAUCACAGGAGAGAACUGAGUUGCUUUUGCGGUGCCUAAAAAAAACAGAACAUCUCCUGAAGUCAGAAAACCAAAAAGAAAGCACAGACUUAACUUUAGAUUCAGACCUCACACUCAAAUCACACACUUGUCAGACACAAACCAAGCAGACAGCAACUCUGGAUCAUUACCCGGAAAUUGGCAAAAGCCGUGACGUUUUCCAAACCAGUUAUUAUGCCACAGGAGAGACGGAGAAGCUGAUGAGUGACAAGAUAAUAGAACUGGAGAGAGAGAAAGCAGUGGCAGUCGCAGGACAGGAGGCUUUAUUGUCUCGGCUGUCUGAGUCCCAGGAGGCGUGUGAGCACCUGAAGGAGCAGCUGGAGGCUCUGCGGCGUAACUCCCUCAGCCUGCAGGACUCCUGCACCAGAUUACAGACACUCAACACCCAGCUACAGGUGGAACAAGCAUCGCUGAGGUCCCAGCAUGCAGCGCUGUUGGAACGCUGCAGCGAGAGCGACGCCAGGUGUGCAGCGCUGGAGGCUGAGUCCAAGGUGUGGGCACGGGAGCGGGACGAGUCACUCGCCAGGACGGAGGCACUGAGGCACGACCACGAACGGAUGACGGCUCUGCAACAGCGGCAGGAGGCAGAGCUGGAGGAGCUAUUGGACAAACACUCUCAACUCAGGAGCAACAACCGGAGCCUGGAGGCUCAGCACAGGGAGCUGGAGGCCAAGUACAAGGAGUUACUGGAUGGAAAAACCCAGCUGGAGGAGAGAGAGCGAGAGAUGGAGAAGGAAAGAGAGGUGAUGGAAGCAGAAGCCCAGAGGAGGCUGGAGAGAGAACGAGAACUCGAGAGACAGAGAGAAGACAAUGAGAGGCUGCAGGUCCAGCAGAAGGAGUGGUUGGUGUCUGAGGCAGAGUUGUUGGCACAGGGGUCUGUGCUCAGGGGGGAGCUGAGCACCUCUCAGCUGGAGAGGACUCGACUAGAGGGGGAGCUCAGCACCCUGAAGGAAAAAAACCAGAGCCUGGACCUUAGCAACGCCCGCCUCACCAGCCAGUACCAGCUGUUGACCCAGCUGAAAGGGAACAUGGAGGAGGAGAACCGACAUUUAGCAGAGCAAAACCAGAGUCUGCUGAAGGAGAACCGGGCUUUAUUGGAGCAGAGCCUAGAGCGCCGUGACCAGCACUACACACAGCAGAGGGAGUACCAAGAGAAGCUGAGUGAGCUCCGCCGGGAGAAGCAGAAGUUGGUGGAGAAGAUUAUGGAUCAGUACCGAGUCCUUGAGCCCAGCGUGCAGCCUCUAACCAGCAAGGCUAAGAAAUCUAACUGGAUCGCAGACAGGAUGAAGAAGUUAAUCAAACCUCGGGGAGGAGGAAGAGAGGGACGCGCCCUCUUCACCGCCGCGGGCAGCGUGGAAAACCUGGCCGACAGCACCAAAUUUUCAUCAGACGCGCACACGCCUCAGCCUGACCUCUGCAGUGCUCCAGUGUCCCCAUCUCCCUCGAGAAAAGCUCCAGCUCAUGCAGAGCCAGAUAUUUCAGGGCCGGGGACACCAGCCACGCGUCCUGGCUCUGGGGGCCGCCGGAAACUGGGCUCCCGUCAUGGCUGGGGAUUGGGCUUAGGCAGAGGAGGAUCUGGUCUUUCCCAGUCCUUCAGUCCUGGUGAUCAAAAGACUCCUCCCUGCACAUGGCUGCGAUCCAGCCAGCACAAUGCCACUGUGGCAUGGGACGGAGAGCAAAGUGAAACAAAUGCUCUCCAGGCAGCAGACGCACCGCUGACCAGCCAGGAGAGUGUUGAGCAGGAUGGAGGGAAAGACAAUCAGCACGCCAGUGACGACACGAAGACGGCCUGAGAAAGAACGACAGCCCACUCUCUCCUGAAAAACUGUUUUAUAUGUCGUAGGUGUUUUAUAUGCUGGACUGUAUUCAAUCUCAAACUCUCUCAAUAUACUGAAGAUGAAUAAAUUCCUUUUUAUU